Molecule: messenger RNA, 4940 nt
Organism: Ictidomys tridecemlineatus (thirteen-lined ground squirrel)
Lineage: Eukaryota; Metazoa; Chordata; Mammalia; Rodentia; Sciuridae
Gene: Inpp5d
Product: inositol polyphosphate-5-phosphatase D
Biological process (GO): negative regulation of bone resorption; positive regulation of B cell differentiation; negative regulation of neutrophil differentiation
Cellular component (GO): cytosol
Molecular function (GO): phosphatase activity
Source: RefSeq, a predicted model, not a curated record
UGCAGACGGUGGCUGGACGGGUGUGAAGGUGGACGCCGGGGGCCUCUCUCUCUCUCUGUCGGUUUCUGUAAUGAGGAAGUUCUCUGCAGCUCAGUUUCCUUUCCCUCACUGAGUGCUUGAAACAGGAAGUUAGUCAGUUAAGCGGGUGGCAGCAACAGAGGCGACUGAGAGGGGACGGUGGCAGGUCUGAGCACAGGGCCCUCGGUCGCCCUCGGUGGUGUGUCGGUCCUGGGGGUGGAGGCCCACACCCGCCAUGGUCCCCACCUGGAACCACGGCAACAUCACCCGCUCCAAGGCGGAGGAGCUGCUCUCCAGGGCGGGCAAGGACGGGAGCUUCCUCGUGCGUGCCAGCGAGUCCAUCCCCCGGGCCUUCGCACUCUGCGUGCUGUAUCGGAACUGUGUUUACACUUACAGAAUUCUGCCCAAUGAAGAUGACAAAUUCACCGUUCAGGCAUCGGAAGGCGUCCCCAUGAGGCUCUUCACCAAGCUGGACCAGCUCAUCGAGUUCUACAGGAAGGAGAACAUGGGCCUGGUGACGCACCUGCAGUACCCAGUGCCCCUGGAGGAGGAGGACGCCGUCGACGACCCGGAGGAGGACACGGAAAGCGUCAUGUCUCCACCCGAAUUGCCACCAAGAAACAUCCCUCUGUCUGGGCCCUGUGAGGCCAAGGAGCUUCCUCCAGCAGCUGAGAAUCCCAGAGCCGCCGAGGUCAGCCGGCCCAGCCUCUCCGAGACGCUGUUCCAGCGGCUGCAGAGCAUGGACACCAGUGGGCUUCCCGAAGAGCAUCUGAAAGCUAUCCAAGACUAUCUGAGCACUCAGCUCACCCUGGACUCUGACUUCGUGAAGACGGGCUCCAGCAGCCUCCCCCACCUGAAGAAACUGACCUCGCUGCUCUGCAAGGAACUCUAUGGCGAAGUGGUCCGGACGCUCCCGUCCCUGGAGUCUCUGCAGAAGUUGUUCGACCAGCAGCUCUCCCCUGGCCUCCGUUCUCGUCCUCAGGUGCCUGGGGAGGCCAAUCCCAUCAACAUGGUGGCCAAGCUCAGCCAACUGACAAGUCUGCUGUCCUCCAUUGAAGACAAGGUCAAGGCCCUGCUGCAUGAGGGUCCCGAGUACACCCACCGGCGUUCCCUCAUCCCUCCAGUCACCUUUGAGGUGAAGUCGGAGUCUCUGGGGAUUUCUCAGAAAAUGCAGCUCAAAGUGGACGUCGAGUCCGGGAAACUGAUCAUUAAGAAGUCCAAGGAUGGCUCUGAGGACAAGUUCUACAGCCACAAGAAAAUCCUGCAGCUCAUCAAGUCACAGAAAUUCCUGAACAAGUUGGUGAUUUUGGUGGAAACAGAGAAGGAGAAGAUCCUGCGGAAGGAAUAUGUUUUUGCUGACUCCAAAAAGAGAGAAGGCUUCUGCCAGCUCCUGCAGCAGAUGAAGAACAAGCACUCGGAGCAGCCGGAGCCCGACAUGAUCACCAUCUUCAUCGGCACCUGGAACAUGGGUAACGCCCCCCCUCCCAAGAAGAUCACGUCCUGGUUUCUCUCCAAGGGGCAGGGAAAGACGCGGGAUGACUCAGCUGACUACAUCCCUCAUGACAUCUACGUGAUCGGCACCCAGGAGGACCCCCUGGGAGAGAAGGAGUGGCUGGAGAUACUCAGACACUCCCUGCAGGAGGUCACCAGCAUGACUUUUAAAACGGUCGCUAUCCACACGCUCUGGAACAUCCGCAUUGUGGUGUUGGCCAAGCCAGAGCACGAGAACCGGAUCAGCCACAUCUGCACUGACAACGUGAAGACUGGCAUCGCGAACACCCUAGGGAACAAGGGAGCCGUUGGGGUGUCAUUCAUGUUCAAUGGAACUUCACUGGGCUUCGUUAAUAGCCACUUGACUUCUGGAAGUGAGAAGAAACUCAGGCGCAACCAAAACUACAUGAACAUUCUCCGGUUCCUGGCCCUGGGGGACAAGAAACUGAGUCCCUUUAACAUCACUCACCGCUUCACCCAUCUCUUCUGGCUCGGGGACCUCAACUACCGCGUGGAGCUACCCACCUGGGAGGCAGAAACCAUCAUCCAGAAAAUCAAGCAGCAGCAGUACGCAGAUCUGCUGUCCCACGACCAGCUGCUCACAGAGAGGAGGGAGCAGAAGGUCUUCCUGCACUUCGAGGAGGAGGAGAUCACGUUCGCGCCCACCUACCGCUUUGAAAGACUGACUCGGGACAAAUACGCGUACACCAAGCAGAAAGCGACAGGGAUGAAGUACAACUUGCCCUCCUGGUGUGACCGAGUCCUCUGGAAGUCUUACCCACUGGUACACGUGGUGUGUCAGUCUUACGGCAGUACCAGCGACAUCAUGACCAGUGAUCACAGCCCUGUCUUUGCCACCUUCGAGGCAGGGGUCACCUCCCAGUUUGUCUCCAAGAAUGGUCCUGGGACUGUCGACAGCCAGGGGCAGAUCGAGUUUCUCCAGUGCUAUGCCACGUUGAAGACCAAGUCCCAAACUAAAUUCUACCUGGAAUUCCACUCGAGCUGUUUAGAGAGUUUUGUCAAGAGCCAGGAAGGAGAAAAUGAAGAGGGGAGUGAAGGGGAGCUGCUGGUGAGGUUUGGCGACACCCUUCCCAAGCUGAAGCCCAUUAUCUCUGACCCUGAGUACCUGCUGGACCAGCACAUCCUCAUCAGCAUUAAGUCCUCUGAUAGUGACGAGUCCUACGGUGAGGGCUGCAUUGCUCUUCGGUUGGAGGCCACAGAAACCCAGCUGCCCAUCCAUACCCCUCUCACCCACCAUGGAGAGAUGACAGGCCACUUCCAGGGGCAGAUUAAGCUGCAGACCUCCCAGGGCAAGAAGAGGGAGAAGCUCUACGACUUCGUGAAGACAGAGCGAGAUGAAUCCAGUGGGCCCAAGGGCUCGAAGAGCCUCACCAGCCAUGAGCUCGUGAAGCAGUGGGAGCCCGCCAGCAGGACCCCUCUGUGCAGUUCCUCCGGUGCCACUGAGCUCAUCAACCCCAACUACAUGGUGGGGCCCUUCGGGCAGUCCCUGCACAUGAAGCAGACCCUGUCCCCAGACCAGCAGCUGACCGCGUGGAGCUAUGACCAGCCACCCAAGGACUCCUCCCUGGGGUCUGGGAGGGGAGAAAGUCCCCCCACCCCUCCCUCCCAGCCACCUUUAUCACCAAAGAAGUUUUCACCCUCCAUAGCCCCCCGGGGGCCCUGCCUCAGGGCUCAGGAGUCCAGCUGCUGGCCCAGCGACCUGGGGAAGAUCCCGCCUGAAGCUCCUCCACCCGACGAGCCCGAGAUGUUCGAGAACCCUCUGUACGGGUCCGUGAGCUCCUUCCCCAAGCUGGUUCCCAGGAAGGAGCAAGAGUCCCCCAAGAUGCUGCGCAAGGAGCCUGCAGCCUGCCUGGACCCUGGGGUCUCAUCGCCCAGCAUCUUGCUCACCAAAGCCCAGGAGGCCGAGGGCGGCAAAGGGACAGGCAAGCAGGGCCCCCCGUCCUUCCUCAGCCCCGCGCCCCGGCUCCGCUCCUUUACCUAUUCAUCCUCUGCCGAGGGCAGGGCGGCCGGCGGGGACAAGAGCCAAGGGAAGCCCAAGGCCCCUCCCAGCUCCCAAGCCCCGGUGCCAGCCAAGAGGCCCAUCAAGCCUUCGAGGUCAGAAAUGAGCCAGCAGACGGCGCCCACCCCGGCCCCACGGCCACCCCUGCCCAUCAAGAGCCCUGCAGUGCUACAGCUGCAGCAGUCCAGGGGCCAAGACUACCGUGACAACUCGGAGCUCCCCCACCACGGCAAGCACCGGCCCGAGGAGGGGCUCAUCAGCAGGACUGCCAUGCAGUGAAGCCUGUGGGGUGCUGCUGGCGACGGGAACCCAAAGGAGCAGCAUGAUGCCGGAAGCCACUCACAGCUCUGGAAGCCUCUCCCAGGACCGUCUGCUGCUCCCACCUAGCUUCCUGGGCAGGGUUUUAUUGGGGGCGGGGGAGGGGCCUCACUCCCGUGUGGUGGAGGAGCCAGCCGGCUGCCCCCUGGGAGCUGUGCUGAGGUUUAAAGGAAAACUCAUACCAGGCUUGGUUCCCAUCUUGGUCUUGGUACUUGGAACCCCCGGACCUUGUUCUCGUCGCCCUUUGAAAGAAGGAAACUGAAGUGCCGACUCAAGGGUGGAAUUAUAAAUAAUAAUAAUAUUAAUAAUAAUAAUAAUGGACACAUGGGUGGAGUCCUCACCACGUGCUGUGCUAAGUGCUUUACGAACACAGUGUCAGGAUGACUCCAGGGUGGAGGCUCCAGCCAACUGGAACAGCUGCCCAGACCCUCCAGUUCAGAAUGGUGUGUCCUAAACGGUUUGGACAAAGCAUUAAGAAGGCCAGUGUCCCCCAGAGCAGAAAGGGGCUUGGCUGUAGGACCUGAAUGGCUAGCUUGGGUACAAGGAGCCAGAUCCUUUCCAGCUUCAGUGAUGUGAGCUGCUUCUGCAAACCAGGGGUCCAGCACAGUCCCCUGGGAGAGCAGGGCCUGGACAGUCAGCUCCAACUCUCCAGUUGGAGAGAUCAUGCCUCCACCUUGGCUGGAGAUGUCAAGGCCCCUGCCGAGUCCAGUGCCAAAUCCCUGCGCACUGCCUGAAGUGGACAGCCGCUGCCAGGCCUGGAUGAGGCUGAGCACCCCGACGCUUCUGUCUUGCUAAGGGACAAGUCUCCACUAUUGCUGGAGGCCAAGCUCUCCAGCCCAGCUGCCAGAGAGGGUGGGCCUCUUGGUUCCAGGCUCUCAAACUAGUGCAUCCUCUUCCCAAGCUCUGUGGCUUUUAGUCCCGUGUCCUUGGUUACUAGGAGAAUAGAUUGUUAAUGCCUUCCCUUGUGGCUUUUUGACAUAACAGAAUUAAUGUAGAAAACCAAAUCCAGAGUGUGUGCAAGAAUCCCUACAUGCCCCCAGGCGCCCACAGGCACCAGUCUGUGUGACCAAUAAAUUGUGCCUUUCUCUUCUUC